Hirundo rustica (Barn swallow) is the source of this 864-nucleotide messenger RNA. Its product is annotated as myotubularin-like. Gene Ontology annotation, biological process: dephosphorylation; muscle cell cellular homeostasis; negative regulation of autophagosome assembly. Gene Ontology annotation, molecular function: phosphatidylinositol-3,5-bisphosphate 3-phosphatase activity. The record is from RefSeq and is a predicted model, not a curated record. Gene Ontology annotation, cellular component: plasma membrane. Bases 9 to 749 code for a protein of 246 amino acids. The transcript has 5 exons. Lineage: Eukaryota; Metazoa; Chordata; Aves; Passeriformes; Hirundinidae.
AGUAGGAAAUGGAACCUAGAGGGUUUUUUUUUUCCUCACUGAUUAUAAGAAGGGAAAAGUACAUGCUUAUGGAUGAAUUUAAAAAGAUCUUUUUGAAACUGGAUGGCACACAGAGUGGUGCUGCUGUAAUCCUGCGCUGCGGUCAGCCCCUGGUUGCAAUGAGUGGCAAGAGGAAUAAAGAUGAGGAAAGAUACCUUGAUAUCAUCAGGGAGGCCAACGGGCAGAUCUCCAAACUGACCAUCUAUGAUGCUAGGCCCAAUGUCAAUGCAGUUGCAAACAAGGCAGCUGGGGGAGGAUAUGAAGGUGAAGAUGCACAUCCCAAUGCAGAACUUUUCUUCUGGGACCUUCACAAUAAUCAUGUCAUGUGGGAAUCUUUGAAGAAGCUGAAGGACAUUGUUUAUCCUAAUGUGGAAGAAUCACAUUGGUUGUCAAGUCUGGAAUCAACCCAUGGGUUAGAACAUAUCAAGCUGGUGCUGACGGGAGCCAUUCAGGUGCCAGACGAGGUGUCCUCGGGCCGGAGCUCGGCGCCGGUUCACUGCGGCGCCGGCUGGGACCGCACGGCGCAGCUCACCUCCCUGGCCGUGCUCGUGCUGGACGGCUACUACAGAACCGUUGAAGGCUUUGAAGUUCUGGUGCAAAAAGAGUGGAUAAGCUUUGGACACACGUUUUCAUCGAUUGAAAAUGGAGUUGCUGAGAUAAGUUUUAACAGUAAGAAAGCAGCAAGUUCUCUAGGGUAUGACAGUCUGUGAGCACUGGACGGGUCCUAUUUCUAUAUUGUGGCAUCAGUGGUGGAGUCUAUGGGGAACUGAAGAGUUUUCCUGGGACGCAGAGUGCUGUCUCCAGCUCUGGGGCCUCCAACAUGAG